Messenger RNA from Zingiber officinale, 2203 nucleotides. RefSeq names its product protein phosphatase 2C 50-like. Bases 359 to 2032 code for a protein of 557 amino acids. The record is from RefSeq and is a predicted model, not a curated record. Gene Ontology annotation, molecular function: protein serine/threonine phosphatase activity; cation binding. The transcript has 6 exons. Gene Ontology annotation, biological process: protein dephosphorylation. NCBI's taxonomy places the organism in Eukaryota, Viridiplantae, Streptophyta, Magnoliopsida, Zingiberales, Zingiberaceae.
GUAAGAAGCGCGGAGGAUAUAAGCAAUCUCGCUCGCUUCUGGGGAAGAAAAACAGCGGCGAGGGGGAAAUAGUAGUGUGCCUGGACUUCCUUCUCACGUUUCCAUCGCCCUUUUCAAUUAUUGAAGCGGUGGAGGUUCCGCGAGAUCCAGGGAACACAGAUUGCGGGAAGAAAAGAGAUGGUGAUUCUCUAGUAUUCUCUUCGUAGAUCCAGCAUCCUACGCUAAAAGGAGGCUAUUUUGCAGCUACAAGAAGAUCUAUGGAAGGGGCUGGUUGGAUGUUGUCGAUAAGUUGUUUAAGGCACGGGAGGCGACGCCGUGGAACCCGUGAGACCCCGCGGCUGGAGAUCGUUCGAGAGAGAUGAAAUCGUGGCGGACAAGAUCGGCUUCCAACCAAGUUGAUGUGCGCGUGAACCGUGAGGAUUGUGCGAGCGGUGACCCUGCUUCAGUGACGAUCACUCGGCCCAAAAGAAUUGCAGAAGCGAAGGAUGUGGUAGUUGAUUCCAUGGAGUCGACUGCUGCUGAUUUGGCCGCUGGCCUUGAGCAAAUAGAGAGUGCAGCCCCGACCUUGUUAACUUUGGAAGAGGAUGGGGAUGCAGAUGAUCUAGAGAUUCAAACAAUUCCAGGAAGUGAUGAGGAGGAUUCAACAUCAAUCGAACCUGAAUUAUCUUCAGGAAGCUCUUGUUCAGUUAUUAGCGAUGUUAGCAGUGCAAGCUGUGCAAUGGAUGAGCUAUCGAUUUCAGAUUCUUCUUGUGAUUUGGGGACACCUACAUCUAUGGAUGCAGAAGACAACCUUGGUGAGAUUGUGCCUGCUUUAGCCGAGUUGUCUGCCAAUUCGUUAAACAGCCAUAGUGUGGUCGGACCUACUACCGUGGAGCCUGAAGCUCCUGGAAAACAUUUGAGUGGAAGUGGCAAAGGGUCACAGAAUGCCUACUUGAGAGAAAAUCUGCCUCUUUGGGGAUGCAUAACGAUAUGUGGACGUAGUCCAGAUAUGGAGGAUGCGAUGGUUGUGGUGCCUAAGUUCUUUGAAGUCCCCCUUCAAAGUCUUAUUGGUGAUCAAGUCAUGGAUGGCUUAGAUCCAAGCUCCAUUCGCUUGCCAUGUAACUUCUUUGGUGUUUAUGAUGGUCAUGGGGGUGCCCAGGUUGCUAAUUACUGCCGGGAGCGCCUCCACCAUGUAUUGAUAGAACUCUUGACAGAUCUAGUUAGUGAUAAUGGAGGCAAGGGUUGUAGUGAUUGGAGGAAACUGUGGGAGAAAGCCUUUGUUGCUUGCUUCCAAAAUAUUGAUGAUGAGGUUGGAGGGAAAGAAAGCAGCAGAAAUAUGGGAAGCAAAGCUGAUGCAUUCGAUGACGAUGACCAUCAAGCUCUUUCAGAACCUGUUGCACCGGAAACUGUUGGAUCAACAGCUGUGGUUGCUGUUGUUUGCUCAUCGCACAUUAUUGUCGCAAACUGUGGGGAUUCGAGGGCAGUACUUUGCCGUGGCAAGAAGCACAUUCCUCUAUCAGUAGAUCACAAGCCUGACAGGGAAGAUGAGUAUUUGAGGAUUGAAUCUCAGGGUGGCAAGGUUAUUCACUGGAACGGACAUCGUGUAUCUGGUGUUCUUGCUAUGUCGCGCUCCAUUGGUAUAUUUCAUGAUAAUUUGCCUAUAGAAGUGUCAACUUGUUUCUAUUUGGUUAUUGUUAUGUAUCUGAAAUUUACAGGCGAUAGAUACUUGAAACCAUGGAUUAUUCCUGAGCCAGAAGUUACUGUCACCGCACGAGCAAGGGAGGAUGAAUGCCUUGUUCUAGCAAGCGAUGGUCUGUGGGAUGUCAUGUCUAAUGAAGAGGUGUGUGAUGUAGCCCGCAAGCAGAUUCUUCUCUGGCACAAAAGGAAUGGCCCUAUAUCACCAUCAUCUCAAAGGGGCACAGGAGCUGAUCCUGCAGCUCAAGCAGCUGCUGAUCGUCUAACAAGACUUGCUUCCCAGAGAGGAAGCCAGGACAACAUCACCAUUAUCGUGGUGGAUCUAAAAGCUCAACGGAAAUUCAGAAACAAGUCUUAAUGUUGCUGGUUCAACUUCAGAGAAGAACCAUGUUGACGUUAGACUUGAGUUUAGUUGCUUAAUAUUGUGAAGCACUACACUCGGCCCUUCUCUUUCUUUUCUUUAUUUGAGGGCCUUAAGGUUGUAUGCUUAGUGAUUUUUAGAUUAAAGCUGGAUGAAUAAUUUAUUAUA